CUUUUCCUCAGCAAGCCAGCUCUGAUGGAUUUGAGCGGGUUCAGCAUCAUCCAGAUGUAGAAGAGGAUACACUAAUGGAGGAACUAAUUGACGAGGACGAGCUAGAAGCAGACGGCUUACAUUUGAAACUAACAUCGCCAGGUGUCCCGUUAACAUCCGCCCAAACCUUCAUGCGUGGCCAUGGAACAUACGUUGACGGCGAGGAAGUCGUCGCGUCCACCGCGGGGACUGUCGAACGAGUCAACAAACUCAUAACUGUUCGGCCGCUCCGGGCAAGGUACAAUCCUGAAAUCGGUGACCUUGUUGUCGGACGGAUAACAGAGGUUGCUGCCCGACGUUGGAAAGCUGAUGCUAAUGCGCGGCAAGACGCGGUCUUGAUGCUUUCGUCCAUCAAUUUGCCAGGGGGUGUUCAGCGACGAAAACUUGAGAGUGAUGAACUGCAGAUGCGAAAUUUCUUCGAGGAAGGAGAUUUGCUAGUGGCUGAAGUUCAAGCCUUUUUCGCGGAUGGAUCGAUGUCAUUGCAUACGAGAUCUCUCAAGUACGGGAAGCUUCGUAAUGGGCAGCUUGUUGUUGUCCCCCCGAUACUUAUUCGUCGUUUAAAGAGCCAUUUUAUUUCAUUGCCUUGUGGCGUGGAUCUUAUACUUGGCCUUAAUGGUUAUGUAUGGGUAAAUAAGCAUACGAGUGAGCAUGAGCGCGAAGGUGAAGAAGGGUUUGACGCGGAGGCCGUGUAUUCAAAUCGCAACGAUGAGAUUGAUCUUACUACCCGCACUGCUAUCGCCCGCGUAUACAAUAUCUUGCGUGUACUGGCAAUCCAUUUCGUCCCGAUAACAGAUGCAGUACUCGCAGAUGCUUACGAAUGGGCUAUUGAACAAGAUUUAGACUGUAGUGUGAAGGACCUAUUGCGGGAAGAAAAUUCGGAGGCGAUGGUAUUAGCUAUAACAGCAAGAGCAGUAUGA
Fomitiporia mediterranea MF3/22 is the source of this 956-nucleotide messenger RNA. RefSeq lists its product as uncharacterized. Gene Ontology annotation, biological process: TRAMP-dependent tRNA surveillance pathway; U4 snRNA 3'-end processing; exonucleolytic trimming to generate mature 3'-end of 5.8S rRNA from tricistronic rRNA transcript (SSU-rRNA, 5.8S rRNA, LSU-rRNA). Gene Ontology annotation, molecular function: RNA binding. The record is from RefSeq and is a predicted model, not a curated record. The transcript has 7 exons. Bases 75 to 956 code for a protein of 293 amino acids. Gene Ontology annotation, cellular component: nuclear exosome (RNase complex); cytoplasmic exosome (RNase complex). NCBI's taxonomy places the organism in Eukaryota, Fungi, Basidiomycota, Agaricomycetes, Hymenochaetales, Hymenochaetaceae.